Molecule: messenger RNA, 4319 nt
Organism: Cimex lectularius (bed bug)
Lineage: Eukaryota; Metazoa; Arthropoda; Insecta; Hemiptera; Cimicidae
Product: probable ATP-dependent RNA helicase YTHDC2
Exons: 25
Coding region: 168-4220 (1350 amino acids)
Cellular component (GO): intracellular anatomical structure
Molecular function (GO): RNA binding; ATP binding; protein binding
Source: RefSeq, a predicted model, not a curated record
CCGAUUGGCGAUUACCAUCCAAUAACAACAACAACAAACCGUUGGAGCCUCUCACGGUUUGACCGACUUCGGCCGCCACACAUUAAUAUCUACUUUAAAUUAUCGACGUUAUGUCGUGUCGGCAGUACCGGACGGUGUGAAACCAGAGGCUUUUUGAAAUUAUCGAGAUGCCACGAAGGAACAAGAACAACCAGAACAACGUCCGUGUCGGCGAAGGGCUGAAAAUAGCCGUGGAAGUGGCAUUCAAGAAGUUUCUGAACACAGAAGAACUCAAAGAAUGGGAAUUUCCGAGUUCGUUCACCGCCUCGGAGAGGGCCUACGUUCACAUGGAGGCGAGGAAGCAAGGCCUCAAGUCGAAAAGCAGAGGGAAAGGAAGUGCUCGCUAUUUGACUGUUUACAAGCGAGAAGGGUCAGCUAUUAUGCAAAAGGACGCCACUGUCAACUUGACUCAGAUAUCAAGAACAUUUUUAACUACUCUUCUCACAAGAUAUGCUGUUUCAGCAAAGGAAAGACAGGAUUGCCUUCCUCCUGUUGAAAGAUGCAAAGAUGUUUAUCAGGAUGGCAAGGACAGUUCUCGAGCUCUGGGACGCAUCUCAGUCGGCAGCCCUCAAGUGCCACCCCCUGCAAAUAAGCCCAUGACUCAGUUUAGAUGCUCAUUGCCUGUCUAUUCACAGAUGGAAACUAUUGUUCAGACAAUCAGUGAUAAUCCUGUUACUAUCAUUACUGGUCAGACGGGAUCAGGAAAAACCACUCAGAUUCCCCAGUAUCUUCUGGAAUGGCAUGAGCGAACAGGAAGGCCUUGCAUGAUAAUAUGCUCUCAACCUAGGAGGAUCGCUGCCGUUUCAGUUGCUGAAAGGGUCGCAGCCGAAAGGGGUGAGAAGCUCGGCCAGUCGAUUGGAUAUCAAAUCAGGCUUGAGGGAAAAAUUUCCGCUUUUACCGUCUUGAUGUACUGUACGAGCGGUGUUUUGCUCCGAAGCCUGAUGUCUGCCGAGAGUAUGCUAGCGUCGGUGACACAUGUAAUUAUCGACGAGAUACACGAAAGAGACAGGCUUUCAGAUUUCACUCUCAUCGUUUUACGAGAAGCUUUGUCUAAAUAUCGCUCACUCAGGCUAGUCCUCAUGUCUGCGACGCUGGAUGCCAAACAAUUUUCGGCUUAUUUUAACAACUGCCCUAUAAUUCCAGUACCUGGAAAGCAGUUUGAGGUGAAAGAGUAUUUCCUUGAAGACAUAUUAAAACAAACUGGUUACAUGAAUGCAGAAAUGGAAAAGUUCAGAAAACAGUUGGAAAAAAGGAGGGCACAAAAGGCCGCUUUAGACAAGUGGACCGCUGUCAUGCAAGGAACCUCUGAUGAUCUCGUUAACGAUAGUCCCCAGAUCGAUGCAAACACGUCCAAUACAGAAAUGGACGCUGCACUUUUUGAAGCCUGGACCAACGGUACUGAAAGCGCUUUUGCGCAAGUAAUAUAUAUAAUUCAAUCAGAAGCAGUCGGAGUUGAUUACCAGCAUAGUGAUACCGGAGUUACAGCUUUGAUGGUAGCAGCAGCCCGUGGAUCGUUGGAAACGGUCGAACAACUUUUAUGUUUAGGGGCGAAUGUUUAUGUCAGAUCUUCCAAUGACUAUACCGCCUUGGACUGGGCAAAGCAUCUCUCCAGGCAGGAAAUCAGUGAUACAUUAGAAGCGUACGCACUUAACUUUGAACAAAAUACAACUGCUGUGAAAGAAUGUGAAAAAGGAAACAAAAAAUUAAGCGAUGCUGAUAUGGAAAUGCUCGAGUUGUACAGUAACGCUGCUAAUGACGAUGUUAUUGAUUAUAAACUGAUAUUAACUUUAAUCUCAAAUAUACACCUUGAGAGUAACAAUAAAGGCGGGAUAUUGGUUUUUCUCCCAGGGUAUUCUGAAAUAAAUACACUUAAAGAAAUCAUAAUGGCCGAGAGCAAUAGACUGAAUCAAAAAAGUAAAAUAAUUCUUCUAAUGCUGCACAGUAAUAUGCAGACAAGCAUGCAGAGGCUUGUGUUCAGGCCGACCCCUCCCAAUGCGAGAAAGGUGAUCUUGUCAACAAACAUAGCUGAAACCAGUUUGACAAUUGAAGAUGUCAUUUAUGUUAUAGAUACUGGGAAAGUUAAAGAAAAAUCUUAUAAUGCAUUAACUGGAGCCAGCCAAUUGUCGACCAUUUGGAUAUCAAAAUCUUCAGCGCUUCAAAGGAAAGGAAGAGCGGGUAGAGUUCAGGCUGGAGUGUGCUACAGGCUCUACUCUACUUUACGUUACGAGGCUAUGAAUCCGAAACCUUUACCUGAAAUACUCAGGACUCCACUUUCUGAAUUGUGCUUGUUUGCAAAGCAGUUAGCACCGCCUAAUACGUCAAUUGUCGAUUUUUUGAUGAGAGCUAUCGAUCCUCCUUCUAUUGUGGCGAGUAGAAGUGCAGUAGCUCUCUUAAAAACAAUUGAUGCUCUUGAUACCUGGGAGGAUCUAACUGAUUUAGGACACCAUCUGCUAGAUUUACCUGUUGAUCCACGUUAUGGGAAGAUGCUUAUAUACGCUGUAGUACUCAAAUGUCUUGAUCCUGUCCUUACGAUCGUGUGCUGUCUUUCUUACAAAGAGAUUUUUACACUCCCCGAGGCGAAUUCGGACAGAAAGAAAAUGGCCAGCGAUCGCUCCAAGUUUUCAAAUGGGAGCCUUAGCGACCACAUGGUCUUACUCAAAGUAUUUCAGGCUUGGCAAGAAGCAAAGAAGCAAGGCCGGGACAAGCAGUUCUGCUACCAGAAUUGUGUCAACGGGGCCAACAUGGAAAUGAUAAUGGGAACGAGGGCUCAAGUCCUUGCUCAGCUUAGGGCGUCUGGCUUUAUAAAGUCCAAAGCCCCGUUAGAUAUCAAAUAUGUCAACUCAAAUUCAGACAACUGGGCUGUGGUGAAAGCCGCGCUCAUAGGUGGACUGUACCCUAAUAUUGCUCGGAUUGAUAGAGAACACAAAGUUAUAAGGACUGUCAAAGAACACAAGGUUAGGGUCCAUGCAACAUCUGUGCUCACAGAAAAUGCAAGUUCUAAAAAAAAAGUUGUCGAGGGCCUUCCUUCCGAUUGGAUAAUAUACGAAGAGUUGACUAAAGUUGGCCAACAGUCUUAUAUAAGGACAGCAACAGUCGUCUCUCCCAUAACAGUCGCUGUAUUUGCCGGGCCGGCUAAAAUUCCGUUCGACGCCUACUCCGACUCGCAAUUGGAAGGAAGCAUUGGGUCAGACAGCGAGGAAGAGGACGUUGGACCCAACCAGACGGCCACGCUUAAAGUCGACGACUGGGCCACAUUCAGGACAGAUUCUGAGGCUGCCCAGCUGGCCUUACAACUCAGAAUCAAAUGGCAUUCUCUUCUUGCUAAAAAAUUAAGACUGAACAAAGUGCUUAAUUAUAUGGAAGAAAUGGUAAUUAAUACAAUAGUUAAAGUGCUCUCUGCUGAAGAACAAGCGCUUGGAUUGAUUCACCCUCCUGGAGUUGGAAAAAGACCUUACCUUAUGACACCUAAUACAGUUUCAUCAGGAAGGAUGGAUUUCAGUGAUACUGACAGCAAUAUUUCUUUGUUAGGGUCAGAAGUAAACCAGCCCAAUCGAAACCGAUCGUCCAAUUCAGCUUCACCUGCUAAAAAUUUUGAAAGAUUCAACUGUACGUCGAAGAAUUUUGACGACAGUACAACUCCACUCGUUGAAUCUGCUAUAGAAACUCUCAGAUCAAACUUUUCAGGUGCGUCGCCUUUCAGAUAUUUUGUAAUCAAGGCAGGUAUUAUGAAAAACAUUGAACUUUCGUUUGUACAUAAAAUGUGGUCGUUCUUGCCGAUGACUCAAAACAGAAUUGUUCAAGCCCAUAAGGGUGGAAAAACUGUGUUAUUAGUCUUUAGCAUCCAAGGGUCCAAUCACUUCCAAGGUUACGCCAGGCUUACGAGUGACAUGCCUGUGAGCCCGGAAUCAAUUCCGCCCGAGUUGAUCCCAGGCUCUUUGUACAACCCGCCUCUUCCGAUUGAAUGGAUCAAACGUUCAAAUGUUCCACACCACGCGACUCGUCAUAUUUUUAAUCCUUAUAACGAAUACGCCGAAGUGUUGAUGAGCCGCGAUGGGCAGGAAAUUGAGCCGAGUGUCGGUGAAAUGUUGCUGCAGCUACUGGAUGGCCACAGCUGGUCUAACAAUUCAUAUUUUCAAAGAGGGCCGAGGGUGAACCGAGCACUUUUCAACAAUUAUAAAUAAUUAUGUGAUUUUAAUUGUUAAUUAUUUAAGUUUUAUUUAUGUUACUUACGGGUUAAUUUUUUUAUUUCUAAAAUUAAUUUAUUAUUGCUUUGGCUAAGC